AUGUUUGAGCCCAAUUUGCCACCCGCUUCUCCUAGAGUUGAGCCCAUUGCUCCUCUUCGCCACUCAACUGUCGUGGAUCACUCCCCUAUCAUCAUAUCCCCUCAGUACCAUCCCGGAAUCUCUGAGGCCCGCUUCAAACACUACCAUCAACUUGCGGACCUCAUCCACACCGGCGACUGGGACCCAUAUACCCAUCACGUCAAGCAGCACUACCUGGACUACAUCCUCCACUCAACUCGGCUCCCCAUAACCCGCCGGCGUCAGCCCCGCAGCCCCGCAGCCCCGCAGCCCCAUGCUUCGGCUGCACCAGCCCCUGCUCUUGCCGCAGCUAACACUGCCCCAGCCGCAGCCCAAUCUGCCACUGUCAACGCCGCUCCAGUACCCACAACCGCGCCUGCUGCAGCUCACCACGUAGUUGAACAGCCAGCCACCUACCCUGGGGCACCCAACAGGUUCCAGCCUUCGUACUUCCCUUCCCAGUACCACAGCGCCACUCCUUUCUACCUGCCAUCCAACCAGCCUUAUCAACAGGCCAGUGGCUUCUAUGGCAGCUACCCCUGUGGACCCUAUGGCAACUACUCCGCCACCAACAGUGUCAACUUUGGUGGCCAGCACGGAGGGUACCGCGGUGGCCACAGAAACCGGUACAACAACCCUGGGCUCGUACGAGAGCUGCGCCAACAAGCCAGUCGCACGGAGCAAAUCAUCCUGACGGAUGCCGAGGCCAAGGCGAAUGCUAACCUUGCUCGCCACCCCGGAGGCAAUCGAGGCCACUUCCACAAUGGCAGGCACAACGCACGCAGAGGGUGCGGUGCCCCCUUCAACAACCACUGUUUCCACCCUCAUAGGGACGUUGACCGCCCCCACUUCCGCGCCGAUGUUGAUGCUGCCUCUCGUAUGGAGUGCGACAUCCUCCGAGGCAUUGUAUCCAACCUGAUUUGUGAGUGUGGCUCUAUUGCAAACACCCUGGCAGCCGCCAGUGUUGUUCUCGCAGGCAACAAUGUUCUCUUGCCCAUCCACAGCAGCAUGCCGAGCCUGCAGUCCGUCUCAAACUUGAGCAUCUUUAGCGCAGAUUUCCAUGGAACGGCCGGGCCGUCGGCAACACCCAAAAUGAGGACAUGA
Messenger RNA from Coniophora puteana RWD-64-598 SS2, 1122 nucleotides. RefSeq lists its product as uncharacterized. The transcript is spliced from 2 exons. The record is from RefSeq and is a predicted model, not a curated record. NCBI's taxonomy places the organism in Eukaryota, Fungi, Basidiomycota, Agaricomycetes, Boletales, Coniophoraceae. The coding region runs from base 1 to 1122 and encodes 373 amino acids.